AUGGGAGGCGGACGAAAAUCGAAGCAGUUCGCGGAGGUAGCGCCGAUUUUUCGGAACCGCAAAGAUGGCGGCGCCAUGCGCGCUGAAGACGGCCACGGCUAUGACUCAGACUCAGUCGCCAGCGACACAAGCCGAGCGACCACCUCUACACACCUAAACAAAAAAGACGACCUCCAACACUUACUACACGAAAUUAAAGCUAAUAUGACGGCGGAAUUCGACAAAAACCUCACACCCAUUAAAGAGGGCCUAAUUGAUCUGACACACAGAACUACAGCCAUAGAGGAACAGCUAGACCGGACAGCUACGCGCACAACAGUAAAUGAAAAUGCUAUAGCCUCCCUCCAAGACCAGGUCCGUCAACUGGAAGAGGCCCAGGAGGACCUUAACAAUCGGUCCCGCCGCAAUAACAUUAGGAUACGCGGGGUACCUAAAAUGGUUGACAUGGAUGCACUGGGCCCAACACUGCGAGAGCUCUUUUGCGGCCUACUUCCAGAGGCCUCACCGGCGGAACUCCUGCUGGACAGAGCGCACAGGGCUCUGCAAACACCCCUGCCCAAUUCCACCCAACCCAGGGACGUCAUCAUAAAAGUGCACUUCCAUAUUAAGGAGGCACUCAUGCAAGCGGCCCGAAACACCCAACUGUAAAUAGAAGGACACCAAGUCUCCUUCUAUCAGGACCUGGCCCCGAGCACUUUAAGAAAGAGAAGGGAGCUACGGCCCCUCACACAGGAACUCGCAAGGCAACACAUCCGCUACUCAUGGGGGCACCCAUUCAAGCUGCAAGUACGGAAGAACAACCGCACUUACACCCUACAUAGCACCGCUGAAAUGUCCGACUUUGCUGAGAGUCUCGGCCUUGACCCUACAAUCCUCACCACUGACCCAACUCCCAGAAGAAACGAAAGAGGCCCUCCAUCCAGGAAUGCACCACCGCCUGCCAGUAUAUGCCAGAUACCCAACAGUCCGCGCCCCAGGGCCGAAAACUGAACGACACGACGACCACCCACCACCCUACACACCAACAGAAGACCGACAAACGAAUCAGCACAGACUACCCACAAAUGGCAGGAACACAGAUGGCAGGAACCAGUACACCAUUCGGUGUAAGCCACUAUACACGGGGGACGGUACCGCACUCGGUGCAAAUCACAAGGGUUACCCCGAACCUGCACACCACAUACGCAUCCUAGCUACCAUAGCAAGUGACACGGGGACAGGCCUUGCCUAUGUUAAUAACGGCCCCCUGCGGGCCGCAGAGGCUGUGGCCCCAGACACCUGCUACCAUGUCUGA
Messenger RNA from Pelobates cultripes (western spadefoot toad), 1294 nucleotides. The record is from the annotation of a GenBank genome assembly. NCBI's taxonomy places the organism in Eukaryota, Metazoa, Chordata, Amphibia, Anura, Pelobatidae.